This is a messenger RNA of Prunus mume (Japanese apricot), 864 nucleotides long. RefSeq names its product Ribosomal protein L22p/L17e family protein. Gene Ontology annotation, molecular function: structural constituent of ribosome. Gene Ontology annotation, biological process: cytoplasmic translation. The record is from RefSeq and is a predicted model, not a curated record. Gene Ontology annotation, cellular component: cytosolic large ribosomal subunit; ribosome. NCBI's taxonomy places the organism in Eukaryota, Viridiplantae, Streptophyta, Magnoliopsida, Rosales, Rosaceae.
UCAUUUUGCUUUUGUUUAUAAAAGCACAAGUCCCAAACUGCUCGCCUCUUCUGCGAAAUAGCAAACGCAAACCCAUUCUCUGAGGCAGAAGCAGCAUCAGCCGCCAUGGUGAAGUACUCCAGGGAGCCCGACAAUAUCACCAAGUCCUGCAAAGCAAGGGGUUCUGACCUCAGAGUUCAUUUCAAGAACACGAGGGAAACUGCAUUUGCUAUCAGAAAGUUGCCCCUAGUCAAGGCAAAGAGGUAUUUGGAGGAUGUUCUGGCCCACAAGCAGGCCAUUCCCUUCCGCCGUUUCUGUCGUGGUGUUGGGCGUACUGCUCAGGCAAAGAACAGGCAUUCCAAUGGACAGGGACGCUGGCCUGUCAAAUCUGCCAAGUUCAUAUUAGAUUUGCUUAAGAAUGCUGAGAGCAAUGCUGAAGUGAAGGGUUUGGAUGUUGAUUCACUAAUCGUAUCUCACAUCCAAGUCAACCAAGCACAGAAGCAAAGGCGCAGAACCUACAGGGCUCACGGAAGGAUCAACCCCUAUAUGUCAUCCCCCUGCCAUAUUGAGCUGAUUUUGGCCGAGAAGGAAGAGCCAGUCAAGAAAGAGCCUGAGAGCCAGUUGGCAACUAGCAAAUCUAAGAAGUCUCAAGCUCUUCGAAGCGGUGCUUCCUCUUAAAGUGUCACAAGAAAUCCAAGAGGAAUUAUCGAUUCAUCGUUUGCAUUGAUAUGGAUUUUUGUUGCUUUUUAUAUAGUUUGAGAAUGUUGUGUAGACAAUUUUUGGAACUCUGUGUUUUAGUUUCAGAUUAUGUUAUGUUUUGUUGGAGAAUAUGCUUGAAAGUCGAUGUUUAUCAUAAUUAGACCCCAUCAAUAUCAUGAGCCUUUU